Molecule: messenger RNA, 4230 nt
Organism: Chelonus insularis
Lineage: Eukaryota; Metazoa; Arthropoda; Insecta; Hymenoptera; Braconidae
Exons: 1
Coding region: 1-4230 (1409 amino acids)
Biological process (GO): DNA integration
Molecular function (GO): nucleic acid binding
Source: RefSeq, a predicted model, not a curated record
AUGACCUUAGCACAUGAGGUUUCGGCCUCAGGAGGGUUGAGGGUUCAGUUGGAAUGGUCCAAAGGACAAGCUCAGAAGCAGCAAAAUCAUCUAGGACAAUCAAAAGGUCAGAAUGACCACAGGACAAUCAAUCAACAUUCAACUAGUAGUGCUAUCAGCACACAAAAUCAUCAAUCAAGUGACGUUAAAUCAACUCAACUCAGCAGACAAUCACCGACGAGAGCAAUCUGCUCAAGUCAAACAAUUCCAAGUCAUCUACAUGAUCAUUCAACGCUGUUAGCAACAGCAAAAGUCAGAGCCAAUUCACAUUCAGGGAGUUACAUUGCACGAGUGCUCAUAGAUCCUGGAUCAGAGCUAACACUAAUCACUUCUCAUCUAGCCAAUCUGCUGCAACUGAGAAAACACCAUCAGACAAUCAACAUAAGAGGAGUGGGCAGCUCUAAGCUCACUCAAACAAAAGGUGUAACAUUCUGCGAGCUACAAUCAUUAUCAUCCAAUCAUUCAGUACACAUUCGAGCUCACAUAAUGAAACAGUUGACAGCUUCAAUUCCAAAAGUGCCAUGUAAUUAUCCCAACAAUCACUGGCCUCAUCUCAAUGGAUUAACACUAGCUGAUCCAACAUUCAACACUCCACAAUCGAUAGACAUUCUACUUGGAGCUGACUUUUAUGGACAAAUCAUCAAACAAAAUAUCAUAUUUCAUUCUCCAACAGCUCCUAUAGCUCAACUUUCUAUCUUUGGUUGGCUAAUUCUUGGUCCAGUAGCACCAAAUUCAUCAGUCAAUCACUAUCACAUUCAUCAUGCUACUACAAUCACGAACCAUGAAGACAUUCAAGAGUUGCUAACAAAAUUCUGGGUCCAAGAAGAAGUUCCUAUGUCAAAUCAACAUCAAUUAUCAUCCUUGGACCAACAAUGUGAAGAUUUCUUUAAAUCAACUCACUCUAGACAUUCAUCAGGACGAUAUAUUGUUAGAAUCCCACUCAUUUCUUCACCCUCAGCUCUUGGGGACUCCUAUACAACUGCGUAUCGAUGUUUGAGGCGUCAGUUGAGGAGAUUAACCAACGAGACUGAAUACAGCAAUCUGUACAGACAAUUCAUGAAAGAAUACGAAGAACUCGGUCAUAUGAGACCUGCUCCAACAAUCAACCCAGAGUCUCAAGACAUUCAUCCAUAUUUUCUUCCUCAUCAUGGGGUAUUAAGGCCAAGUAGCACUACCACCAAGCUCAGAGUAGUCUUCAAUGGAUCCAGCCCGACGUCAACUGGAAUCUCAUUGAAUGACAUCACUCAUACUGGAGCAAAAAUUCAAUUGGACAUCUUCGACGUACUUCUUUGGGUUCGUCAACAUCAAUACGUAUUCGCAACCGACAUAACAAAAAUGUAUCGUCAAAUAAUGGUUCAUCAUGAAGAUUGGAAGCUUCAACAAAUUCUUUGGCUAGACAAUCACAACAGAAUCAUCCCAUAUCAACUCACAACAGUAACCUACGGCACUAGAUCAGCUCCUUAUCUAGCAGUUCGUGUGUUACUGCAAUUAGUAGAGGAUGAAGGCCAUAAAUAUCCAAAAGCAACUCAGACAAUCAUUAAAGGCAGAUAUGUCGACGACAUAUUUGGAGGAGCAGAUUCUCCAGAAGAACUAAUUCAAGUUGCUGAGGAAUUAAUCAACUUGUGCAAGGCGGGCGGCUUUCCCCUUGCAAAAUGGCAAUCAAACAGUCAAUCACUUCUUCAAAAAACGUCACAAUCAUCAGGCAAUCAACAAAAAAUCACCUUCGAAGACUGCACUACAAAAAUUCUUGGACUUCAAUGGAAUUCAAGCUCAGACACAUUCACAUUCACAUCAAAAUCAGUCACUCAUGAGUCAACAUAUUCAAAACGCCUCAUUCUUUCAGAAGUAGCUCAAAUUUAUGAUCCUUUGGGGUUUGUGUCACCAAUCACAAUCAGAGCUAAGAUGCUUCUUCAAGAACUCUGGUUACACAACCUCAGCUGGGACGAACCAGUCCCACAAUCAAUCAUCAAUCGCUGGCUGAUCAUCAGAGAAGAAUUCACUCAACUUCAUGAGAUUUCACUUCCCCGAUGGAUUCACACAACCAGACAUUCAACUGUCGAGAUUCAUGGAUUCUCUGAUGCUUCACAGCUUGCGAUGGCUGCAGCAAUCUACUUAAAAUUCAAUUCACCGUCCACAGGGCCCAAAAUCACACUCAUCUGUGCGAAAACUAAAGUAGCACCAAUCAAACAAAUCACGAUCCCCAGGCUAGAGUUAACUGCUGCGUUAAUUCUAGCGAAACUCACGAAGUAUGUUCGAGCUACACUCCACAGAGUGAACAUACAUUCAAUUCACUUAUGGACGGACUCUUCAAUCACACAUUCGUGGAUCAAUUCAAAUGCAGGACGCUGGAAGGACUUUGUAAGGAACAGAGUAGUGCAAAUUCAAGAACUAGUUGCGGACGCGCACUGGCACCACAUUUCUGGCAAGGAAAAUCCAGCGGACUGUGCUUCAAGAGGCAUCACAGCAAAUCAAUUAAAAGAUUACUCGCUAUGGUGGAGGGGACCCACCUGGUUAGCUGAAAAUCAAGAAAACUGGCCAGUAAAUUCACCACCAGCUGACGAGGCUUGCAACUUAGAAGCUCGUCCUGGAAUUUCACUCAUCGCAGCAAUUCAAGAUACAAUAAUUCAAUGGGACUUGGUCAACAGAUAUUCAACACUCAAUAAACUACUUAGAAUCACCGCCUUAAUCAUCAAAUUCACUUCAAGACUUCGACAUUCUUCAGUUACCAGUCCUUUAGCAUCAAUCACAACAGCUGACAUCGAAAAAGCGAGAAUCUUCUGGAUAAAGUCUACUCAAGCAGCACAUUUUCACCAAGAAAUCAGGACUUUAUCCAACAAUCAACAUCUUCCACCAAACCAUUCAUUUAACAGACUCACAGCAUACGUUGACUCAGAAGGAGUUCUACGAGUAGGAGGACGACUUCAGCAUGCUCAGUUGAGUCAUGAUUCAAAACAUCAAUCAAUUCUACCUCGACAUUCACCAUUCACUACUCUUAUUAUUCGACAUUAUCAUUUAAUCACGCUACAUGGUGGCACUCAACUUACACUCACAACAAUCAGACAACGUUACUGGAUCAUGGGUGGAAGAGCUCCAGUAAAAACAUUCAUUCUUCGGUGCAUCGAAUGUGCUCGACAAAGAGGCAUAAGAGCACAACAACUCAUGGGCCAAUUGCCACAAUCACGUAUCACUCCUUCACGGCCAUUCUCUCAUACUGGCAUAGACUAUGCUGGGCCAUUCACAAUCAAAACAUCAUCAGGCAGAGGAGCCAAGACUAGAAAAGCUUGGGUCUGCGUAUUUGUCUGCAUGUCAACUUCUGCAGUUCAUUUGGAAGCAGUUAGUGACUAUUCAACUGAAGCAUUCAUUGCUGCCUACAGGAGAUUCACCUCUAGACGAGGAUUAUGCCAGACAAUCUAUUCUGACUGUGGCAGAAAUUUCAUUGGAGCUGAUAUAGAACUCAAGAAAUUAUUCACACAAUUCACCAGAGAACAUGAGGUCAUCUCUAGAUUCAUCAUCACCAACGGCACUCAAUGGUCAUUCAACCCACCUGCAGCACCACACAUGGGUGGCAAGUGGGAGUCAGUAGUGAAAUCACUUAAAUUUCAUUUGACGAGAACAGUAAAAGAAUCACUCUUCACGUUUGAAGAGAUCACCACACUACUGACACAAAUAGAAGCCAUUCUCAACUCAAGACCUCUAGAGCCAAUCAGUGAUGACCCAGAAGACAUUCAAGCACUCACUCCUGGACACUUUCUUAUUGGGUCAGCACUCAACACUGUUCCUGAACCAUCAACCUCAGAACCUGCACAUUCAAUUCAAAAUCGAUGGCGGAUGAUUCAACGACAAUCACAGCAGUUCUGGUACAGGUGGUCACAAUCUUACUUACAAAAAUUACAAGCUAUUUCUAAGUGGUUUUUCAGGAACAGAACAAUUCAAGUUGGUGCAUUAGCCUUGCUAACUGAUGAAAGAUUUCCCCCCACGAAAUGGCCACUCGUGAGGAUAAUUCAACUACACCCAGGGCAAGAUGGGCUUCCACGAGUAGCAACGGUGAAGACACCAACAACGACGUUGGUCAGACCAAUCGUCAAGCUAGCCAUUCUACCAAUCAACCCAACUCCUGAAGCCCAGCAGCAGAAUCAACCAGAAGACAAUCAUCAACCAGUUGCUGAUGGCGGGCGGCAUGUUGAGAAUUAA